Asterias rubens (European starfish) is the source of this 3279-nucleotide messenger RNA. Its product is annotated as potassium voltage-gated channel subfamily KQT member 4-like. The transcript is spliced from 12 exons. The record is from RefSeq and is a predicted model, not a curated record. Gene Ontology annotation, molecular function: voltage-gated potassium channel activity. NCBI's taxonomy places the organism in Eukaryota, Metazoa, Echinodermata, Asteroidea, Forcipulatida, Asteriidae. The coding region runs from base 7 to 2145 and encodes 712 amino acids. Gene Ontology annotation, biological process: potassium ion transport; transmembrane transport. Gene Ontology annotation, cellular component: membrane.
UCAACAAUGUGUUGGGAAAAUUAUUCAGUAGUAGUCAUUUUUGGUUUGUUUUUGUUUUUUGUACACAGAUUUUUAAUGCUCCUGCUGUGCCUUAUUGUCAGUAUCCUUGCAACAGUGGAUACCAAAACUACCGUCAAUGGUGUUAUCGUCAGAUCAAACAUGUACAUCACAUGCAAUCACCUCGUCUUUGCAAUGGAAAUAGUAAUAGUAAUCAUCCUCUCCGUAGAAUGUGCGUUAAGAAUAUGGUCAGCAGGCUGCAGAAGUAGAUACCAGGGUCAUUAUGGUAGACUUCGCUUUAUUAGGAGACCACUCUGCAUAUUAGAUAUUGUGGUUGUUUUAGCAUCGGUGCUGAUUUUUGCUGUCGGCACACGAAAUGCAAAAUUCAUGGAACCAGCAUUCCGGGGACUACGCUUCCUUCAAAUUCUGCGAAUGGUACGAGUGGACAGACGGGGCAGCACGUGGAAACUACUUGGUUCAGUCGUCUGGGCACAUAGACAGGAGCUUCUAACGACGUGGUACAUAGGUUUCUUAGCGUUGAUAUCAAUCUCAUUCCUGGUAUAUACAAUGGAGCAUGAUAUUAACCCCAAAGAUUAUGAGACGCUACCUGAUGCUCUUUGGUAUGGCGUGGUAACCUUAACAACAGUAGGCUAUGGUGAUAAGACACCAGAGAGUUGGGCAGGGAAACUGUCUGCUGCAAUUUUAGCCGUUUUUGGCGUGUCAUUUUUCGCACUUCCAGCGGGUAUUCUAGGUUCAGGUUUUGCUCUCCAAGUCCAGCAGCAACAGAGGCAGAAACACUUUGCCAGGAGGCGGCAUCCAGCUGCCAUGCUUAUACAGUGCCUGUGGCGAUGUUAUGCAGCAGAUCCCAACUCAUGUUCCAUGGCAACGUGGAAACCACACUUAAAGCCAGUACAGAGUCCCACCACCAAUAAUGUGCAAACCAGAGGCAACAGACACAGUAGUUUUCGCACAAACAACCUUAUUUCUCGACUGUCAAUCAAGAGGAGUACUAACAGCCCCAUGCUGCAUCGGAACAGCGACCGGGUCAAAAAGGGCGUGAACGGAAUCUACGACGAAGACGAGAAGAAGUUAGACAUAUCCAGCGGACAGUAUGGGGAGAAUGAUUCCAUGCGAUCCAGAGGAUCACAUCGAUACCACACACAGCAUUCACAAGAACCAGUUGGACUGACCAAACUGACCGAAGCCCACAAGAAUGCCAUCCGUGCUGUCCGUAAAAUCAAGUACUUUGUAGCCAGACGGAAAUUCAAGGAGGCAUUCAGACCGUACGACGUCAAGGAUGUGAUUGAACAGUAUUCAUCAGGCCAUGCCGACAUGCUAGCCAGAAUAAAAAGCUUACAAGCAAGCACCUCAGCAGAUAAUAUUUUAAGAUUGGAUAACAUAUUGGGAAAACCUGGCCAGCAGGAUCGCCGUCCGAAAGGUCGUGGCAGUAGUGAUCUGGAGCUGUUUGAUCCAAGUAUAAGUUUGUUAUCACGUGUUGUCAAAGUUGAGAGGCGAGUGACGCUUAUCGAUCGGAAACUAGACAUGCUGAUAGAGCUGUACCGAGACGAACGACACUCCAAGACGCAGGAGAGCCGUAGUGAAGAGAAGGAUGAUUCUCACGAAUCUGAACUUGAGGUAGCACCAAAAGGUUUCCAUCGGCGGGGAUGGAGCCCGGGGGUGCAACGCACCCGAGACGGGACGACUCAGCGCCACGAAUCAACAGACACGUCAUCGGCCACGUCACCAGCCGAUAAUUCCGGCGCUGUAGUAGCACAGCACAAACUAACGACUUCACAUCCAAGUCUCUUGGAAGACUACCCUAGUAAAGAAUCCAAUGUGACAGUCAGUACAUGUCCCCCUCAGGGUGCGCAGGCGCAGCCAGAUGCAGGGGGUGCAUCUUCCGUGAAGAGAAGACUUGGUUCUGUCACUCGGGACUCAAUCGAUGAGACAACAAAAGAAGAAACGACAUCAGAACCCAAAAAGCUGAGUCGAAGGUGGAAACGACCGGGUGCCGUCCGGAUCCGGCCUGCACGGUCGGCAGAAUCUGUGAACUGCCCACAAUCCGGUGACUCUGUUUCCUAUAGUAGUGGACGCCAAUCCAGUAUGGGCAGCUUAGCGCCGUCUGGAGAGGGCGAAACUCGAAUUUGAGUUUGUGACUUCACGUAACGGACGGAAAGACAACUCUCAAUACGACUGUGGUUGGUUCUUUAAAGAUCUGUAAUUGAUCUACUUUUCCAGUUUUUGCAUUUGAUAUAUAUAUCUUACGCCAAGUAAUGCGGCAUGUAUAUUAUAUGGCAUAACGCGACAUGACGUGUUUUGAUUGUUCAGUGAAACAGUGAACCUAGUGUGUAUUCCAGAUGAUGUCCAGGAUUUGUGUGUGUGGCAGCUAGCCUCCUCUAACAACCAGGAAGAAAGACAAGUGGAGCAAGACAAUCCAUGGAUAUUUCGUGAAGGGUAUUUAAAGUACAACAAUGAAAUAUUAUUAGAAAUGUUUUCAGAACUUGCCAAAGGUUCAAUUUAUUGCCAGUAAUUGGCAAGACUGUUUGAAAAUGUUGAUAUUUCUCAUUCACAUAAUAAUAACUGAUGACUGCUGUAUGUUUUGAAACCCUUGUGCUCCGAUCCUCUAGGGGCUCCUUAGGGCUCCCCAGGGAUCAUCUUUAUGUUCCAGUCACCCUUGGGAAUCUACAGUAGAGUUAGGGUUAGGGUUAGGGUUAGGAUUAAUUUUAGGAAGAAACAUUAGGGGUGUUGGAAUUAUAAGGGUGUUGGAAUGCAGGGGUGUCGGAACAUAGGUGUACCAUUGUAUUGAAGGGAUUCAGUGAAUUGUGCAUCGUUUUCCGACUGAUAGUUUACUCAAGUCAAGCAAACUAAAAUGCAAUUAUCUCUAAAAACGUUUUUUUGUGAACUGACAUCUGGGGUCAAGUCAUAGAACUGUGUAUGAAUCACACACUUAGCCAAUCACAGAGAACUAUCUCAGCAGAAACGGUAACCAGAAAUGUCCCACAUGAAUGUUAGUAAAUGGUUCCCUUGUUAUUUGCGUAGCGGGUGUUUAUACAAGCAAUAAUAGGAGACUGUAGUGACACAAGGUGGCAGCAGACUUACCAGGUAAAAGCAAUAGUUUGUUUCUCUGAAGGGUGUUCAUGCUAAGAAGUAUUCCUAUGAAGUAAUAUUUAUACAGAGUAUAGCCCAUCAGUGUCGAAAGACAAUUAAAAUGGCAAAAAAAGAAAACAAAGCCUACUCUCUUAAUGUAAAAGAGUGAAAAAGCACUCUUUGAAGAGCCACAUG